Molecule: messenger RNA, 1599 nt
Organism: Dothidotthia symphoricarpi CBS 119687
Lineage: Eukaryota; Fungi; Ascomycota; Dothideomycetes; Pleosporales; Dothidotthiaceae
Product: cytochrome P450 3A30
Exons: 4
Coding region: 1-1599 (532 amino acids)
Molecular function (GO): iron ion binding; oxidoreductase activity, acting on paired donors, with incorporation or reduction of molecular oxygen; heme binding
Source: RefSeq, a predicted model, not a curated record
AUGGGGAACUCGGGCUUGUUGUCGUGGACGAGCCUUGUUGUCUCGGGGGUUGUGGCGGGGCUCGCGUACUUUGUUGUCAAGUUUGUUAAUCAUCGACGGUCUUAUAAGGGUUUGCCCAUGCCCCCACAUGAUUUCUUCUGGGGUCACCUGAAGCUCGUGGGCGAGUUGAGCAGGGCAUUGCCCAAAGACACCCACUUCCAGUACAUCACCACGACGAUUGGGAGAGACUACGACAUGCCAUCGGUCUUCUACUUGGAUCUUUGGCCCCUGGGCCCAAGUUGCAUGAUCAUCACAGACCCGGACCUCGCGCUCCAGGUCACCGGAAACCACGACCACGAGAAACACGACGAGGAAAAAUCUGUCAUCGAUCCUUUUAUAGGCGCGGGGAAUAUUGUGACUUCUGCAGGGGCGCGCUGGAAACAUCUGCACAAACAACUCAGUCCUGCGUUUUCCAUCUCCAACAUUGCUGCCAUGCGGGGUGGCAUUGCGGAAGAGACGAUGAAAUUCCGCGGCCUGAUGAAAGAGCUAGCUCAGUCGGGAGAGGAUUUCAGGAUGGACGAUUACGGCCAGCGCCUGAUGUUCGACAUUAUCGGAAAAGCGACGUUUUCGGUUUCACUCCAUGCGCAGGAGAAUGGUAGCCUAGCGUUGGAAUACUGGGAGAAAAUGUGUCGCACCCACAUGGUCUUGCGCGAGUCGUGGAACCCUAUCAAGAAUCUCUUCUUAAAGCAGAAGAUACGCAAGAUUCGCAUACAGUUCGACGCGGUGCUCACCAAAUUAGUGCGGGAGAGAUUCGACGUCGUACGGCGGGACAAGGUCGAUAUGUCUGAGAAGCGUGGAUUAGGCAUCAUGGACCUCAUUCUACGAGACGAUAUCCAGGCCGGAAUGCAAGACCUCAGCCCCCAGUUCAUCGCCGACGCCCUCUCGCAGGUUAAAACCAUGCUCGUCGCCGGCACAGGAACAACAUCCGACACGCUCUGCUUCGCCAACAUGUUCCUGUCCACACACCCGGAGAUACUCCAGCGACUGCGCGAGGAGCACGACACAGUCUUCACAAAGGGCGUCGACGCCACAUACGCCAUGCUUUGUGCCGAGCCACACAAGCUCAGCGACCUCACGCUCACCACCAACGUCAUCAAAGAAGUCCUGCGCUUCUUUCCCAUCGGCAGCACCGUGCGUUGCGAAAACAAAGCCGGCUUCGUCAUGUUCCAGGGCCAACGUUACACCACAAAGGGGCAAAUGCUUGCCCCCCAAGCCCUCGGCCUGCACAUGGAUCCCAGAUGGUUUGAGAACCCGACUGUCUUCGAUCCCGAUCGUUUUGCGCGCGCCGACUUUCCUCGCCAUGCGUGGCGGCCGUUCGAGCGCGGGCCCCGCGCGUGUCUGGGCCAGCCUCUUGCCAUGGACGAGCUGAAGAUCGUGCUGCUUCUGACGGCACGCGAAUUCGACUUUACGUGUGCGAAUCUGCGGCCGAACAAGACGCCCAAGGUUGGGUGGUCAGAUCUGGAUUUGACGUUUGGGGAUCUCGCGUUCCAGGAAUUCUGCUUCGAGGCGAAGCCGCGCGACGGGAUGCCGAUGAAUGUUAAGAUGUCGAGUUGGUCGUAG